AGAGAGAGAGAGAGAGAGAGGGAGAGAAGGACGGGGUGUUGCUUUGUUGGGUCGGCUCUGAGCAGGAGAACGGGAAACCUUUUAUAUUUGGACGUGGUUUCCAUCGGGACCCGGGUUGUACCCGGGUGUUAAACACCGAAGGCGAGUCACGAUUUAAAAAAAAAAAAAGGGGCACGCGACACAUUCCCACAGCACCGAAGACAGAGACAGACUAUGGCCGCGGAACCCGAACACCUCGCGACACCUGCGGAGAUGGCUACUUCUUCCUCUCCUUCGGCGACGGCGGGGGACGGCCAACGCGAGCGAGGGCGAAUCGGGAAACGAGGCGCACCGCAGGCGUUCGCGAGGAAGCUAGCCGAGAUCCUGGCGACGGAGAGCACGGCGACGAUCAGCUGGAACGCGAAUGGAUCCGCCUUUCAAGUCCACGACGUGGAGCGCUUCAGCGAGGACAUCCUCACCAAGUACUACCGGCACUCCAAGUUCUCGUCGUUCCAGCGCCAGCUCAACCUCUACUCCUUCCGCAAAAUCGUGAAGGGCGCAGACGCCGGCGGCUACGCACACCCCAUGUUCCGGCGCGACAGGCCCGACGACCUCUACCACGUCCGCCGCUCCAUCUCGGGUUCCGCUCGGUAUGAACCGGCCGCCGCAGCUGCGAAGGCCACCGCAAAGCGCAACGCCGCGGCUUCCAAGGCGGCCGCCCUGAAGCAGCAGGCGACCGGGGGGCAGUGGUCCCCGCCCGCGCGCGUGCACAAGUCCGGAGCGGCGGCGAGGAGGGUCGGGAAGUUGCGCAACAAGUCGUCCCCGGCCGGGAGCAACGGCAGCAGCGGAGGGGACAAGCCCUCCUCCUACUCCGCCCGACUCGUUGCGGACCACCAUAUGGCGGGCGCUGCCACAGCAGCAGCAGCGGCGGCACCUGGAUCAGGGGUGGGCGUAGGGAUCCCGCCCUCCUCGGCGGACACGCGGGCUGCUUCCUCGGAUGCGGGGGAGAGAUCGCCGUGGACCUCCGGAGAGAGCAGCGACAGCGACGCUGCUGCCACUCUACCCCAGGUGGGGGUGUCAGCUGCUUCCGCGGAGAGAAAACAGCAGCUCCAGCAGCACAGGAAACAAGAAGCCCGCCGCGGCGGCACUGCUGCCGCCGCGACCGAUUCUUCAGGCGAUGAGGCAUCGUCCUCGGAGGACACCGACGAAGACUGCGUAGGAAGGAGUCAUGAACAGCAGCAGCACGCGUUGGAGCAAGGAGGUGGACUGGCGGAGAAACAGCAGCAGCAGGGGCGGAGAAGCUAUUCCCCCUCCCGCCCGGAGGCGGCUGGGGAGUGCGGCAGGGAUGCGGGGGGGGGCGCGCAGCAGCAACGGGGUGGAGGGGAGGCAACCGCCGGUCCUGGCUCGGCCUCUCCCACGCGCAAGUCGUCGCCCUUCUCCUUUUUCAAGAAGUUCAGCUUCAUGGAGAGGCAGUCGGGCAGCGGCCAUAACAGAAACAUGAGCACGUCGUCGAGCGUGGACAUGACGACGGCAGGCGCGCUCCCCUCCGAACGACCCGCGUCCUCCGCUGGCAACGACGGCCCAAUCUCGUCGCUCAUGGUGGACACUUCGGCUGAGGCUCGCGCCGCGGCCUCCGGUGUCAGCCUGCGCGGCGUUCGCCCCCCGCCCGUAUCGGUAACCGGCGGCGGGCAACGAAUACCGAUCGAUCCCAGCACCGCUGCCGGCAAUAAGGCGCUAACCUCGUCCCCGUUGACGCCGAAGUCGUCGUUGGAAGCGGCGGCGAUAGCGACGGCAGCGGCGGCGGCGGCGGCAUCGGCGAUGCCGCCGCCGCCCAAGCGAGAGCAGCGCGAGGAGCUGGGCCUCGUGGAGCAGCUGACAAACAUGGUGGAGGUGUUCGAUAUCUGCGACCUACUGAGGAAGGUCUCGACGUCAGGGUCUUCGCGGCUGGACAAGCACGGUGCCAUCGUGAAACCUUCCGGUGGUGGCGGCGGAGGCGGAGUGCCGCACCACCUCAGGAACAUGAGCGUAGACACGGACCAGGGGAUGCCGCAGCCUCCCCUCGAGGGGGAACAGUCGCCCACCGGGCUGGGUAGUCUCGCUUCCAUGGAACUUGUGCGGGAUUCCAGCAAAGACUGGGACACCCUCAUGGCCGGGUCGGCGGAUGUCAGCGACCUUGGAAAUACGAUGGUGCAAAGCGUGGCAGAGUUCUUUUCCUUCUAAUAGUAGAAUCAGGGGGCUCUAUUCAAAAAAAUAUAUGUUGUUGCUGUCUGUUUGUCAAAGGCGGACGUGCCCCUUUUUCUCUCUCGUCUCGGUUAUUCCGAGGCAUCGAGAGACAACGGGAAGGUUUUCUGUACUAAAAGCAGGGACGCUGAGUGUUGUCUCUCGGGGUCGGUACGUGCGGGAGACACGUGUACCCUCUCCGUUGACAAGAAUCACGCCUCCUUUGAUAUUUUCGUGAAAAGCCGUCGAUCGCCGAUCGGUCUGUUGCCCACUGCUGUACUUUUCUAACUUUUUGCUCUUUUAUUUUUUCGGCGUUGUGGAGCACCGGCAUGAAUGAUUUUUUCGAUUCGCUGUGUGUAUUCUUGUAUUGUGUGUUGUGUUUGUUGGCUGUUUAUGUGCGUGGCGACGUUCCCUUGCCCUCUUUUGUUUGUUGGUGGACGAGUGAGCUUGUAUCAGUAAGGAGACAGAACGGUGGCUACUGGGACAAACCGUUCGUGUCCCCCCCUAGUCAGAGUUAAGGGCUUGAGGGAAGGGCACGAUGAGUGGAUCAGGGUUAAGCUCGGUACCGUUGCGGAUGUGCAUGCGAGGACAUCGUGGAACGCAGAGGGAUACCAAUCCGAGGCAGUGGGGAGCAUCAUGGCAUACGCAGGUUGUUGUACGGGGAGGGGGGGUUCCAUGACGUUGUCGUGAGCGGAAUAGCUCAACGCUGGUAUUGUCUAGUUACUUGUGCUGUAUCGAGGAGUGGGGGGGUAGAGAGACACCAUCGCCGUGUCGUGCGAAUGGGUGGCCGGGUCAUUUCGAGUAGUGUAUUCUUGUUGGUUUGUUUUUCUCCCCUGCGGCCAACGUGUCUUGGGGAGAGGAAAGCGAGACAAGUCCCCCACCCUCCUCUCUCAACAGCGUCUGUCUUCGUUUGUGGUUCGUUUGAGAGAUCGCGCCCGGUCGUAAGGAUUGACGAUGCCCACCGGACUGGUGCUGUGUGGNGGGGGGGGGGGGGGGG
This is a messenger RNA of Ectocarpus sp. CCAP 1310/34, 3196 nucleotides long. Lineage: Eukaryota; Phaeophyceae; Ectocarpales; Ectocarpaceae. The record is from the annotation of a GenBank genome assembly.